Messenger RNA from Oenanthe melanoleuca, 4418 nucleotides. It is a transcript of the gene PRR5L, whose product is annotated as proline rich 5 like. Lineage: Eukaryota; Metazoa; Chordata; Aves; Passeriformes; Muscicapidae. The transcript has 10 exons. Gene Ontology annotation, biological process: TORC2 signaling. Gene Ontology annotation, cellular component: TORC2 complex. Bases 545 to 1585 code for a protein of 346 amino acids. The record is from RefSeq and is a predicted model, not a curated record.
CUCGUCUCGGCGGGGAGGAGCCAGCCCGGGGCAGGCUGCAGCAGCCGGGGCUGGCCGGCCGCCAGCAAGAGUAAAACCCUGGCCGGUGGGUGGCAAAUUUCGCCAGAUCGCGGCGAGGAGGCAGCGCGUCCGUCCGUCCGUGUGUCCGUGCGUGCGGCGGGCGCGGAGCCGCAGUACAGCCCGGCCCGGUUCCUUCCACUGCCAAACACAUUCAGUGCCACUGUCUUCUCCACGGGACAUCAGCCACAGCCACGCAUCAUUCCAGCAGUGACCCCAGUCAAUGCAGCUCCUGGCUGUCUAUGCUGACAAGAGCAGUCCAAAACACAGCUAUUUUUUCCUGCCUUUUCCAGUCAUAUGACGAUUUGUUCAUGAGUGCUUCAGCUCCUCCGUCAUGCAGCGCGUGUCACAGCCCGACACGGUGUGGGACUGCUAGCCCAGGGCUGCCUCUGCUCUGGCUGAGUCCUUGGGCUUGAAGACUCCUGGGCAUUGCUGAGAGUGGAGAGAGGAGCCUUUCUGAUGGUGCUGCCCUGCUGCAGCUGACCCUAUGAAAGGAGGGCUCACCGCAGCCGUGUCCUUGGCGCUGCAGCUGCACAGGAUGGGCUCGUUCAGGCGGCCUCGCCCUCGCUUCAUGAGCUCCCCUGUGCUCAGCGACCUGCCUCGCUUCCAGGCAGCCCGGCAGGCCAUGCAGCUCAGCUCCAACUCUGCCUGGAACAGUGUGCAAACAGCAGUGAUAAAUGUGUUCAAAGGGGGAGGCUUGCAGAACAAUGAACUUUACACCCUCAAUGAAAAUAUCAGACGGCUGCUGAAGAGUGAACUCGGAUCCUUCAUCACAGAUUACUUUCAGAACCAGCUCCUUGCAAAAGGUUUGCUGUUUCUGGAGGAGAAGGUCAAGCUGUGUGAAGGUGAGGAUCGCAUUGAUGUCCUGUCUGAAAUCUGGGAUCACUAUUUUACAGAGACUCUUCCUACACUCCAGGCAAUAUUCUACCCAGUCCAGGGUCAGGAGUUGACUAUCCGUCAGAUUGCUCUUCUUGGCUUCAGAGACUUGGUCUUGCUAAAAGUAAAGUUGGAAGAAAUUCUUCCCCUGGUCCAGACAAGGGUUCCAGCUUCCAUUGUCCAGAUGCUGUUAAUUCUGCAGAGUGUCCAUGAACCUACUGGCCCCACUGAGGGCUACCUACAGCUGGAAGAACUGGUCAAGCAGGUGGUGUCACCAUUCUUGGGUUUGUGUGAGGAUCACAGCUCCUCUGGUAGCACCUGCUUGCUUGAGAGGCGCUACUCCAGAGCCCGAGCCAAGGCGCUGACGCCGCUGACGGAGCAGGAGGGCGAGGCCUACCUGGAGAAGUGCGGCAGCGUCCGCCGGCACACGGUGGCCAACGCCCACUCGGACAUCCAGCUGCUGGCCAUGGCCUCCAUGAUGCACACAGCCAUGGUGGUGGAGGAGGCAGACACUGCUGACAAGUGCCUGCUGCUGCAGCCCAGCUGCUUCGGCCACAGGCAGUGCUCCAGCGAGCCCAGCAUCGCCGACGGCCCCGAGGCGGAGGCCGGCAGGCAGGACCCUGCCCAGCUCAGCUGCACCUCUGUCAGCUAGGGAGCCUGCCUGAGCCUGCACAGCUGCUUGCCCUCAGCUGCACAAAGGGCUGUGCCAUCCCUGCCUGGGACAAGGAGAAAAAUACCAGUUUAGCUCAUGUCAUUGAAAUGGGCUCGUGGGUUCUUCUGGUUGAGAAUGCUCUCUGGAUGGGUUCUGGUGGCUGAGAAUGCUCUCUGGAUGGGUUCCUCUGCCUGAGAAUGCUCUCUGGAUGGGUUCCUCUGCCUGAGAAUGCUCUCUGGAUGGGCUCCUCUGGCUGAGAAUGCUCUCUGGAUGGGCUCCUCUGGCUGAGAAUGCUCUCUGGAUGGGCUCCUCUGGCUGAGAAUGCUCUCUGGAUGGGCUCCUCUGGCUGAGAAUGCUCUCUGGAUGGGCUCCUCUGGCUGAGAACGCUCUCUGGAUGGGUUCUUGUGCCUGAGAACGAUCUCUGGAUGGGUUCCUGUGGCUGAGAGUGCUCUCUGGAUGGGUUCCUGUGCCUGAGAAUGCUCUCUGGAUGGGAUCCUGUGCCUGAGAAUGCUCUCUGGAUGGGUUCCUCUGCCAGUCUGGCAUCAUUGUUGAUGGAGGUACCAGGCUGCUCCCAAAUGACCACUGAGGGCUGCAAAGGUUUUGCUGUUGAACAGCACAUUCUGCCUUCUGUAAGCUUUCUCCCUCUACUAGUAUAAAUCUUUUGGCAUCAGGUUUCCUUCUUUUUCUUUGGUAUGAUACAAAAUGAGUUCUUUCUGCUUUUCUCCAUCUUUCCCAGUUGUGCUGCUUUAUUCUUUGUCCCUGCAAUGGAGGCCUCUGUGCUCAGUGUUCUCUUUGCUUCUGGUGCUAGCAUGGUGAAUGCUGAGCACUUCAUUUCUCUUCUAAAGUUGAACUCAGGUAUGAAAUCAUUUGCAUCCUGCAGAAAUAUCUGCUGAGCUGGAUUGUGAGAGAAGAUCCUUCACUUUGCUUCCUAUGGGCAUGGAUGAAAAGUCCAAAUCAGAAUUAAAUCAGACUUAUUUUUCCCAGGCCCAGAGAGAACCAAGUAUAUGUGGAGUCUGAGCUGAGUACUUCAUAUGUAUUUUAUUUGAUUCCAGUCAUAUCUUGGGGGUUCUGGUGUAAAUUGGGUGCAAAGUAUACUGAGCAUCCUGGCAUUUGGCAUCAAUUUGCUCUCAGAAUUUCAGUGGUGAUACGGCUGUGAUAAAGAGAAAAUCAAAUGGGAAGGAGAUGCUGCACUUGUGUGGGAGAUGCAAAGGUGCUUCUCAGCACUGAGCCGUCGUGACUGCAGAUCAGGAGGUGAUGAUCAGGAUCUCAUCCUGGGUCUACCCCGGUGCUUUUAGCACUUGUGGAUUUCAUGAGACCAAGAAUAAUCAGCAGGGUGUGGAAAGAGCCUGUCUCAGUGUAUUCAUGAAGUGCUCCUGACCUCCAGUGGUGUCUGACUCAGUGCAGUAUUGCUUUUAAGAUGAAGUGAGAGCUCUUUGCAAUCUUUGGGUGUGUUUUGUUGUGAAGGUGAGGAGUGGUCCAGUCUGCAGGUGUCUGUGUCAGGCACUGCAGUCUGCAGUGUCUGCUUUGUAGCAUCACUUGGUACUCCAAUGCUGCUUCUGUGGGACAGAUUCAAUUUGUUUGAGCUGUCCCCAGGAUACUCUACUGAGGUCUUGCUAAGCAGAUUUGCAAGUGUAAUUACAGGCUUAGAGGUGAGCUGCAGUGCUGCCUUAAAUGUCAAAUCCCAUUAAAAAUAUGGACACAGCACAACUACCACUUGAAUCUACUCCAAGUGGUACUGUAAAUAAGUGUGUCUUGACAAGGAAACAGAGGAUUAGGGUGAGCCUUCGGGAUGUUUUUUUGCAUGCUAUGACAUUAACUGCAGAAUUUGCCCUGCUUCUGUUGGGCCUUAAACAUCUGCUCCACUGGCUGCACUGGAAGUACAGCUCUGACCUGCCAGGAUUUGGCAUUAGUAGCACGUGCAGCAAAAGGAGAGCAGGUUAUUAUUUGGCAACAAAGCACCAGAAAUACCAGCUAUGAGCACAAGCCAUGCUGCCUUGAUAAAUGAGGGUGUUGCUUUGUCUACUGUGGUUUGCAGUGUUGGGAGAGAUACUUAGAGCCUCCUUUUCCCUCCUGUCACCAGAGCCCUUGGCCUUUGGGGAAAGCUGAGUGUUUGGGUCCCCAGCUGUGCAUUGCAUGCCAGGAAAAGAUGUUCAGUUGUGCUGGCUGCCUCCUCCUCAGGGCACCCCCAGUCCAGCAGAGGCCAGGAAGAUGUGCCUUUAAGCAGUGUUCCCUUCAGAUGGAUUAUAGGAUAAGUUGCUCUCCUGCUCAUAAAUUGGACUGACCAGGCCAGGCUACUGUCACCUGCCCCCACGGACAGCCAUGGAUUGUGGUGGAGUGAAGAAUCUCUGUAGUGUCAGCCAAGCCAUGCUGGUGUCAGCCUGGCACAGAUGAUGGUGUCCUGCUCACAGUUGAUUCCUUUGGCCCCUUGCUCAUUUAAAGCCUUCUCUUAGCCACACUGAGGUGUGUGCAGCAUUUCAGUUCACUUUUAUGAAUGCUUUUCUUCUUUCUGCUUCUCCUGUAACCCAUUUGCCUUCUGUAAAUACCCAAACCAUUUUGAUUAGAGAGCAGCACCCUCUUUUAUUGUGAAAAUUAGAAUGAUUUAUUUAUUUCCUGACUUAUUCUUGGAUCAUCUCUAGGACUAAGAGAAGUUAGUCCUGGUUUUAACUUGAAUUUCUUUUAUUUUACACAUAUGUAUGAUUUUAAUUAUUUUGGUUUUUUGUAUCUGUUACUUUGCAAAAAUUUGCACCGAGCCCUCUGAAUCAUGCACUUGCCCCAUUGUUUUGUUUUUACAGAGAAUUAAAGCUGGUGGCUUUACUUUGUAAACGGAAGUAAA